Saccharomycodes ludwigii is the source of this 2781-nucleotide messenger RNA. It is a transcript of the gene MPT5, whose product is annotated as Mpt5p. Gene Ontology annotation, biological process: post-transcriptional regulation of gene expression. Gene Ontology annotation, molecular function: mRNA binding. NCBI's taxonomy places the organism in Eukaryota, Fungi, Ascomycota, Saccharomycetes, Saccharomycodales, Saccharomycodaceae. The record is from RefSeq and is a predicted model, not a curated record. Gene Ontology annotation, cellular component: cytoplasm. The coding region runs from base 1 to 2781 and encodes 926 amino acids. The transcript has a single exon.
AUGACAACUGGCGAUGGUCAAAAUAAUGAUUAUCAUUAUUUACUAAAUAAUAUUACUAAUAUUACCAACACUACCUAUAAUAGCACCAGUAGUAAAGGCAAUGGCACAGCAUUUACUCACAAACCCCAACAGCAAUCAGUCAAUUCAAUUCAAUCGCUAAUUGAGCCAGUUACUCCUCCUAUUACCACAAGUUCAGCUAGUUCUAAUAAUACUUCUGGUAACACUACUAACAACUACAACCAAAUCAAGACCAGUAGUACUAAUAACAACUAUAUGUCAAACCUUGGCUUAUUCAACAAUUCAAAUUCUGUGCAUCAAAGAACAAGUUCAUUAGAUCUAGCUAACUAUGGCAAUGUCGCUACUAUCACCAACAACAAUUCUGAUUCAACAAAUGCUGGCGCAAAUACUACAAAUAUGCUAUCCUCACCUACACCUAUCAGUACAGUCAAUGGGUUCAAUCCCAGCACCACUACUGGCAAUACCCCCUUGUUAGGUGCUGCUACUAGCAAUAGGUCUAGAUUGAGAUCAUUACCCCUAAUUAAUGAAUUUGAUUUGCCUCUUUUAGACCCAGUUAAUACUUCUACAAUGUUAAAAAAUGGUAGUAAUAACAGUAAUACUUUAAACUUUACUACUAACAACAAUAAUAAUAAUUAUACACCAAGUAUUGCAUCCUCUUCUAACUCUUCCGCCAAUUCUUCUUCAUCUGCAUCCUUAAAUAACAAGAAUAAUAAGAGUACUUUGUCUUCUGUUUUGACUAAUAAUAACAGUAACCAUCAAAGAAAUAUCAGCACUAAUUCAAUCACAUCAACCAAUAGUGUUUCCACCUCAUCUACCUUAUUUAAUGAUCUAAACCAAUUGCCCCUGGAGGAAUUGGACUAUGUUAAAUUAGCGAGCGACCAAUAUGGGUGCAGAUUUUUACAAAAAAAAUUAGAAACUCCCAUGAUAUCAGAUAAAGUUCGUGAUUUGAUGUACCAAACAAUUAGACCAUUUUCCCUUGAAUUAAUCUUGGACCCAUUCGGCAACUAUUUAAUUCAGAAGCUUUGCGAGUAUUUAACUUUAGAACAAAAGGCCACCUUGAUUCAGGAUAUAUACCCUGAAGUUUAUCAAAUUUCUAUAAAUCAAUAUGGUACUCGUUCUUUGCAGAAAAUUAUUGAUUGUAUAACCACUGAACAACAAAUAGAUAUGAUUGUCUUGGGUUUUGGGCCAACUCACACCUCCAUCGAGCAAAUUGUUAAACUAAUUAACGAUUUAAAUGGUAAUCAUGUGAUUCAAAAAUGCAUUUUCAAAUUUCCACCCAGCAAAUUUGAUUUCAUUAUUAGUGCUAUAGUUUAUAAUGACAAUAUUAUCAAGAUAUCCACACACAAGCAUGGAUGUUGCGUCUUGCAAAAGUUGCUGAGUGUAUGUACUCUACAACAGAUCUUUAAAAUAUCUCUGAAAAUAGUUGAAUAUUGUCCUAAUUUGAUCAACGAUCAAUUUGGUAACUAUAUUAUCCAAUUUUUGUUUGACAUUAAAGAAUUGGACUUUUAUUUAAUGGGCGAAAUAUUUACCAAAUUAUCCAAUGAAUUAGUUCAGCUAUCAUGUUUGAAAUUUUCCUCCAAUGUUGUCGAAAAGUAUAUCAAAAAGUUGUUUGGUGUUGUUACAUCAUGGUUGAGCAAUAUUUCCGCAACUAAUACGGAUGCCGAUGUUGUUGGUGUCGCUACAAAGAUUUUGUUAAACGUUGUUGAAAUUUUCACGGCCAACUUGAAUAUUUUGAUUAGAGACAAUUUCGGGAAUUAUGCAUUACAGACAUUAUUAGAUGUCAAAAAUUACUCUAAAAUUUUGGACUUGAAAAAUAAUAGCAACGCCAUCAGCACUACUGACAUGAACAAUAGCAUGCUACAAUUUUCUUAUGAUUUUGCAUCGAGGAUAAACAAACUGGUUUUCAUGACAAAGAAUUUGCUACCAACAAUCAAAACGACUUCCUACGCAAAAAAAAUUAAAUUGAAGGUUAAAUCCUAUUCCGAAUUGACAGGCAUUUCUCUAGAGGCUAACAAUAGCAAUGUUCUCAAUAAUAAUGCUAAUAGUAAUGCUUUUAAUGGUGCUGCUACCCCAAAAUUUAACCACACACGUCAUUUUUCAUUACCCGCCAAUGCCUUCAAUUCAGCUUCUGUAUUUAACGGUAAUAACAAUAGCAUGAGCCAUCCUACUACUAACCAUAUGAGAACUAAUAGUACGAAUAGCAACUUGGGUGUUUCUAGAGAUAACUUUUCUCCCCCCGGUACCAUUUCUAAUAAUAUUGCUGCUUCUGUCUCAAACACCAGCUCUGUUUCUCCAUCACCGCCAUUAUACGAGUUUUAUUCCAAUACCAGUACUAGUAAUUGCUACAAUAACAACAUGCAGAAUAUUGGUUUCCAACAACAAUCAGGACCACAAUUCCAUUCUGGAUCAAUGAGUUCAAAUAACCCAAACAAUCCACCUAUGGGAUUUUCUAAUAUGAUUACUAAUACUUCCAUUACCAAUAAUAACCCUAUUAACAGCAAUGUUAAUAAUGCAACUGCGCCACAAUUGCAAUCCCAAUUUAUUCCAAACAUGUAUGGAUAUAUGGCCCCUCAAAGACCACUACCUUUGCCACCUUCACAGGUGCAACCUACCACUGGUAUGCCUGGUUUUUUACCAAAUACAAACAAUAAUAUUAAUAUGUGGCAAUCAUUUCCACAAGGUUAUACUAAUGCUAAUACUGGUGUUAAUAUUACUGAGAAUAAUCAUAACACUUUUUCCAAUACUUUUACCAAUCAUCAAUGA